This is a messenger RNA of Sipha flava (yellow sugarcane aphid), 1848 nucleotides long. RefSeq lists its product as uncharacterized. Lineage: Eukaryota; Metazoa; Arthropoda; Insecta; Hemiptera; Aphididae. The transcript has 3 exons. Bases 72 to 1109 code for a protein of 345 amino acids. The record is from RefSeq and is a predicted model, not a curated record.
UUCCAAUAUUAUAGUAAUAAUAUAGGCUUGCUAAUGCGAAAACUUGCUCUGCAGUAAAGAGUGAUAACAACAUGUGUACCCAAAAUUCUUUAUCGGCAUCGAUGGCGUUGAAAUCAAUGUGCUGGGCAGGUAUCGAUGACUACGAGAUCAGCGUGUUGAGCGAUAUAAUUGAUCAAGUGGCCGCUGUUGUUGACAGGGAGCUAAGAACGCUACCCGAGUUAAAUGAUGGACAUCUGUCGGUGUUAAACGAUGAAUAUUCGUCGGCAGUGAACGAUAACGUUAUUGGUCAACAUACAUUUACAACUCCGACAUACACUUAUUUCGAUGACGACAUGGAUUACGACGACAUAGAAAACUUUCUCGCAAACUUCGACUUCAGUACGAAUGCCGCUCAACGCGAUGAAGUGAACAGGGUGGACUCGAUUCACCGCGACCGCUGCAACCAACCGAACACCGCGGACGCGUUCGGCCCCGUUGCCCGCACCGAUAAUGCCACCAACUUCAUAAUCAUCGACGACAUGAGCCAAGGUGAACUGCUGCAAACCAAGCACAAAGGCCGGGACGUAAAAUACUUCUAUCUGACCGUCAACGUGAACGAAAGCUACCUGUGCGACGUGUCCAAGACCACCAUCAACGUGUACGAUCCGCGGUCACCGGUGCGGUUGACCUCACAGCAGUUACGGUCGUCGUCGUUGAACCCGGUCAGCAUAACCAUCGACACGGAAUCGGCUGCAAGGCUGUCCCUAGAACUGGCAGAGGCGUCCGCCAAAUCUAAAUCGUCCUCGUAUGGUGCGGGGACCGCCGUGGCGCGUCCUCCGCCGAUGUCCCGCGACGAGAGGCGCGCCAAGCUGUUGAUGGGGGGGAACGGUCUGGUAAACAAGAUCAGGAGCUUCCACAAGCACUCGUUCUCCGAAAGCUCGGACGGCAUCAUCGGCAACUGGUCUCAUCGGCUGGACAGAACGGACGUGAUGUCGGCAACGAAAAAAAUGAGAAACAUGACAUACUGCGCUCGUCACAAUCCCGUGGCCCAUACCGUGACACACACGUUAAACGACUACAGGCGUCGCGACUUGCCUACCUUACCCGAAGCCCGGCGCCCGAGACAAUAGUCUGCGUUACACGUAGGGCGCGUCAAACGAAAAUUGUUACGUUUGCAACAGUAUUUUUCAUUAGCUUUUGUUUUUUUCAACGCCUACAGUUUUUGUCGUUGCACAACUCGAAACGCUACAUUUUAUUUUACAUUUAAGGAUUGUUGAUCAGUCAGUCCUCAGCCGCUUUACGCGGUUAUUGUUCAAUGUGUUAAAUAUAGAUCUAUCCGCGAGCCGUACGGUGCGGUAUACAUACAUACGGCACGUUGGUUACACACGUGUACGAUUGAUUUUUGUAGUAAAAACAAAAUAAGCGUUUCUUUGCUGUUGGAAAAAAUUCGUAAACUCGAAAUUUUAGAGGUGCCUAACAGACCUUGAUAGGAAAUAUAACAUGGAUAUUUUCGCUAUGAUGCUAACUAAUAAUUCGAUUUAAUUUUUAGACACAGAUCCAUAAAGCACGGACGUAAAUAGAAAAUUCCACGUUAAACCUCCAACGCCGAAAACGUUUUAUACUUGCGGUUAAUAUAAAUAUAUUGUAAAAAAUAUUUCAAUAUUUUUGCUUAAUUGUUGUACGUAAGUUAAAAGCAGAAACUAUAUAAAAAUUCAUAAUCGUGACGUGCGGAAUCCAUUUCUAUGAUUAAAAUAGUUUUGAUAUUGCAUUUCAACGUGGCAUUCUAAUUUUUUUUAUAGCUUCUUUAUUCCAACAGUUACGUGUAUAGAAUUAAUGUAUAUUAAUCUUAAAUAAAAAAAAUAUAUUGUU